AUGUACCAUAUCUCAUAUAUUUUCAUCGUUUACUGUAUUAUUUACAACAACACUACACUUGGUUAUAUAGGUUAUCCGAGUGGUACAACUUUCAAUACAACAGCAAUUUCUGAUAUUUUAAAUCGACUUGUUGAUAAAUCAACUUAUGAUAAAAGAUUAAGGCCUAAAUAUGGUGCUGAACCAGUUGACGUAGGUAUAACUAUACAUGUAUCAAGUAUCAGUGCUGUAUCUGAGGUUGAUAUGGACUUUACACUUGAUUUUUAUUUACGGCAAACAUGGCAAGAUCCACGUUUAGCAUUUGGUGAUAUGUAUUAUGGCUAUCAAAAAGGGAAAAUUGAAUCUUUGACAGUUGGUGUAGAUUAUUUGGAGAAACUUUGGAAACCGGAUACAUUUUUUCCGAAUGAAAAGAAAUCAUUCUUUCAUACUGCAACAACCCAUAAUUCCUUUUUAAGAAUCGAUCCGGAUGGUACCGUUUUUACUUCCCAAAGAUUAACGGUGACAGCAACAUGUCCCAUGAAACUACAACUUUUCCCGAUGGAUUCACAGAAAUGCAAACUUGAAAUCGAAAGUUAUGGUUAUACAACGGCUGAUAUAGCUUUAUUCUGGGGCAAAGAUCGUAGGGAUCAGGGUCAAGUAGUCGGGUUCGAGAAUAUUUCGCUGCCACAAUUUAAACCGGUCGGUUAUCGGGUAAAUGUUACCAGGGCAACUACUUCUUCAGGUGUAUAUGUUCGAUUAUAUUUUGAAGUGCUGUUGGGUCGUAAUCUUGGCUUCUACCUCAUGAAUAUUAUCAUUCCUUCAAUGCUUAUUGUCACCAUUUCUUGGGUAUCAUUUUGGCUUAAUCGUGAAGCAUCACCAGCACGAGUUGGCCUUGGUGUUACUACUGUAUUAACAAUGACAACACUUAUUACUACAACUAAUAAUGCAAUGCCAAAAGUUAGUUAUAUCAAAGGUCUUGAUGUUUUCUUGAAUUUUUGUUUUGUAAUGGUAUUUGCAAGUUUAAUUGAAUAUGCAGUAGUUAGUUAUAUGAAUAAAAAAUUGGCGCAAAGACGUGAAAGGAGACGUAAACAAGCGGAACAACGAAUGCCUGUUGAAAUGCCAAUGUACGGUCAAAUUACUUCUAGUGCUGAAACAAAAAUGCAAAUGGAUACGUUCCUUGGUGGACCAAGUCAAAAUCCUAACAUUAGUGUAACAGAAGCAAUGAUGCCAGAAUGUGAUUGUCGUACAAUACCGCUCAUACAGAAUCCGAGAUUGGUGACAGAUCGAACAUUAUGGCCAGCGCCGUUCAUGAAACCAAAACGAGCAUCACGUACGUGUAGAAGUGUGACGCCGUCUAAAAUUGAUAAAUGCUCACGCUUCUUCUUCCCUAUGCUAUUUUUCACUUUUAAUUUAUUUUAUUGGACAAUUAUGACAGUGCUUAGUUCAUUCGUGGAUACCAAUGGUUAUACUAUUGCAACAAUACAUUAUCAUUGGUGUCAACUAAAAGAUGUCCACUGUGAAGCAGCGGUCAAAGUUGAACCAUUCGAAUUGACCAGUUAUCGAUUUACCAGUUUAUGCAUUAAUAAAACAAUAGCAACAACUUCAUCUGGUUCUUAUUCACGUUUAUGGGCACAAUUCUUAUUCGAACGAGAAUUUAGCUUUUACAUGAUUCAGAUUUACAUACCUGCAAUACUUGUUGUCUUUAUUAGCUGGGUAUCAUUCUGGAUCAAUCCUGAAUCAGCUCCAUCACGUACCGUUAUUGGAACAUUUACUAUAUUAAGUGAAACACAUCUUCUGAUGAGUACAAAUAGACGAUUACCACCUGUCUCCUACAUUAAGGCUGUAGAUGUUUAUCUUGGAUUUUGUUACUUAAAUGUGGUAUUAGCACUUAUCGAAUAUGCUACUGUAACAUAUUCCAGAAAGAAAUAUGAAGAUGAGAAGAAGAAUAAAAGCAAAAAUAUUUUUGAACUUACACCGCAAUUACAAGCACCAGAUUUACUUCAAGAUGCUCGUAUAGAUGAAUGUACAUGCGAACAAGAUGUUUCGGUAUUUGUGGUAGCUAAACCAAAAUGUCCACUAAAAUGUGCUACUUUUUGUAAGCAUAAUCGAGUGGAUCUUAUCGCUCGAAUUGUAUUCCCUGUUUCGUUUCUCACGUUCAAUUUCAUUUAUUGGACAGUACUUCUCUCCUUAUCAAAAUGGAGAAUAUAUGGAGAUAAUGCAGAACAAAGAGCAUGUUAA
Molecule: messenger RNA, 2214 nt
Organism: Brugia pahangi
Lineage: Eukaryota; Metazoa; Nematoda; Chromadorea; Rhabditida; Onchocercidae
Source: the annotation of a GenBank genome assembly